Aureobasidium melanogenum CBS 110374 is the source of this 1146-nucleotide messenger RNA. RefSeq lists its product as uncharacterized. The transcript is spliced from 2 exons. The coding region runs from base 1 to 1146 and encodes 381 amino acids. NCBI's taxonomy places the organism in Eukaryota, Fungi, Ascomycota, Dothideomycetes, Dothideales, Saccotheciaceae. The record is from RefSeq and is a predicted model, not a curated record.
AUGCGACAACGAGGAGCUGGUGCUCGCUCUAUACCUACGAAUUUUGGUUUCAUUUUCCACGCUGGUCCUAUCCAAGUCUCCGACACGACUGCAAUCGAAUCGCCCUCGCCCUCAAACACACGACCAAUUGCCCUUGCGCAUACCCAAAUUCAUCACCAUUCCGAAUCCUCGCUUCCUUCACACGUGCCAGCCCCAAAGAGAAAACGAGUCGUCCGAGAAGAAGAAGAUGAUCAAAUCUGGUUCAAGAAGAGGACAAAAAAGACAACCUUUCAAGAACAGAAAGAGGAUACUAUUCUUGCUGCCGCCCUGGAUGCUAGCCUUGAUGUGACACAACAAGAACCUCCGGCCGCCAACAAGCCCACAAAGCGAAAGGUCAAGAAACGCGUUCUAGUCCCGAGACCACGCCAGAAAGACUCUCUCAAACCUCAGCCAGACCAGCCAAUUUCUCUACCAAAACCUGUGGUCGAGGACAUCCCACAACCCAAGAGAAAGACAAAGUCCGACCAGGAUCCUCAGGAUGUAUGCCUAGCUGAAAAAGCUCGGAAGAAGGCCUUGCCACCGAAAAGAGUGGUACGGAAGCAUGUACAAGAGAACAUCGAGACUGCGCAAUCGAGCCCGAAAGAAAGCACACAGACAAUAACCACACUGCCACUGAAGGAAAAAAGCAUUGAUAAGAAGCCAAAGGCUAAGACCACUAGACAACAGAAUGUCACCAAAAAGCACCUUGAGAAGCCUCUUGAGGAACAAAUUGCUAAGGCCCCGGUUGACGCACAGCAGGAUCCAACGCAGGAAGGGAACUCUCCACCAAAGAGGAAGAAGCUAGUCCGGCGAGUGCGUGUCCCAAGAGCAACCGCGAAACGAGCGACAGCUAAGGAAGACGACUUGUCGAACACGGUCAACAACGAUGAUACCAAUCCACUCGCUUCAACCAAUGAGACCGACUUGGUCUUGUCAGAGGCAGUGGCUCCAGCACCGAUCCCUAGGAAACCAUCAAAGACUCCCAAAAGAAUCUUUUUCAAUGAUGAUUCUGACAUUGAUCUCGACCAGAUGUUGAGUGGUAUUGCAGCGAUAGCUGAAUCCAAAGGAGAUACCAGGAUAACUACCUCAAAGUCAUCUCUCACGGCGAAGAAGAAAAUUGCUGCAUAA